Messenger RNA from Chaetomium globosum CBS 148.51, 372 nucleotides. RefSeq lists its product as uncharacterized. The coding region runs from base 1 to 372 and encodes 123 amino acids. NCBI's taxonomy places the organism in Eukaryota, Fungi, Ascomycota, Sordariomycetes, Sordariales, Chaetomiaceae. The transcript is spliced from 2 exons. The record is from RefSeq and is a predicted model, not a curated record.
AUGUCAUCUUCUCACCCCGAAAACAACCCCGACAACGAAAACUCCAACCCCCAGACACCAAAUCCCCCAGCAGCCGAGGCCAGCCACCCCAGCGACGACAGUGGCGAGACGCGUCCCAAAGGUGGUCAUGGACCCACCAAGGACCAGCUAGAGGCCGCCUGGACAGCUCUGGCAAGGCUGGAAGCCAUCGGCGUGAUCAAGCCGUUUGUGGUUCGAUAUCCGAGAAUUAUCGACGUUGAUGGAACGGUUCUCAGCGAGGGAACCAUGACUGGGCACGAUUCAGGGGUUGAGGCGGCUGUGGGGAGUUUGACGGAGGGCGCCACGCCGUCGGGGGAGUCGGAGUCGAAGGCUGGGAGGGAGGCGAGACUGUGA